AUGAACAAGGAAUGUAGUGCCCUCAUCAAGAAGGAUGUACUCCUAAAGAAAAAGGAUCCGGGGAGCUUUCAUAUUCCCUAUACCAUAGGAGAGACAAAAAUUGACAGAGGACUCUGUGAUCUAGGGGCUAGCAUAAAUGCGAUGCCUCUGUCUCUUAUGAAGAAGUUGCAAAUCAAUGAGAUGAGAUCCACGGAUGUAAUCAUCCAAUUGGUGGAUAAAACUCAGAAGCAGGCCGAAGGAGUAGUCGAAAAUGUAUUGGUGAAAGUGGGAAACUACUUCCUCCCCACUGACUUUGUUGUUCUGGACAUGGAGGAAAGUUACCUCCAUCCCAUUAUUCUGGGGAGACCAUUUCUAGCCACUGCUACAGCAUUGAUAGAUGUGAAACAAAGAGAGUUAAUCCUAAGAAUAUAUGAUGAACAUCUCACCUUUCAUAUUUUCAAACCUAUAUCUGAGUUUGAACCAGAACCUAAAGAGCCGAAGGAUGAUCACAGCAACAUGUGCACAAAGGAAAACAACAGUGAAUCAGCAGCUGAACCUUUGAAACAGUCUUUGGUGAACAAGUAA
Molecule: messenger RNA, 564 nt
Organism: Arachis ipaensis
Lineage: Eukaryota; Viridiplantae; Streptophyta; Magnoliopsida; Fabales; Fabaceae
Source: RefSeq, a predicted model, not a curated record